GUGGCGGUUAGGACUUGCGCCGGUCUCCUCUUGGGCCAGGCUUACAGUGUACUCUCCCUGCUUACUAGUGAGUACGUCGAGGGAAAAAUAGAUCUGUUGAGUGAGUGAGUGCGAUGGUCGCUUGAGUAAGGUGACACUCAUCCUUCCGCGAGAACUCAGCAAAACAAGCCGAAGGGGCAUUGCCUCCAGUAGUUUAGGAAUGUUUUGAGCCGAACAACAUGCAUUUGUCUCUUCUCCUCGCUGUCGUCUUUCUUCCUCUCUCCUUACAACAAGAUGAAGACAUCCCGCAUAACGAAGUUAAAAAUUGGGCUCUGAAAUUCGGCGUGGACCUGUGGGAGUUUGGCCGCCAAUUCACGAAGAUGAACGAGAUCCAAAGGAAAUAUCACGACCAUGAUGCGGAAGUCGGAAGGAAGGACGGCCUUCUCCUCAUCAGGGAAAUGGCCACCGAAGUCAAGAACAUGAUGGACAUCAAAAUGAACUCCAUCAGGAGGAUAAUGGACAUUGCAGAACAGGCUGCACUGUCGUACAGGUUAGAGUCAGAAGGGGCGUCGGUUAAGUUCCUCAACAGCAGAAAUUUAAAAAAACAGCCGGGCGUCGUGUUGGAACAGAACAGGCACUUCGAUCGAAGGCACGUCAACACUUCCGUCAGUUCUGUCAUCAUGCCGGCAUUCCUGAGUGAAUCUGAUAUUCAGGUGGCUAACGCUUUGAGAUGGUCAGAACACUUGGACCCCGUGUUUGUCAACAAUUACGAAGUCGACCCCGCUGUCUCUUGGCAGUACUUCGGCAGUUCGACGGGGUUUCUAAGAAGAUUUCCCGCCAUGCAAUGGCCGCCGGAGGAGUCGAAAGGCAACAAGGAGCUGCACGACUUCCGAACGUCCAAUUGGUACGUCGGCGCCUCCACCAGUCCAAAAGACUUGGCAAUCAUGAUGGAGGUAUCCAGCUCUAUGAGCAGUAACGAUUUAGAACUAGCCAAGCUUACAGUUAAGGCCAUCAUCAACACGCUCGGUGAUGAUGAUUUCGUCAACGUUUUCACAUUUGCGGAAACGACCAAGGAACUUCUUCACUGCUUUAAAGAUUUAUUAGUUCAGGCAAACGAAAUCAACAAAAGAGAGUUGAUUGUGGCGCUGGAUAGCGUUCAAUUGGAAAGCGGCGCUAACUUCUCGGCCGCGUUGGUGACAGGUUUCGAAAUACUGCACAGAUAUAAUCAAACUUCCCAGGGCUGUCAGUGUAACCAGGCUCUGAUGCUCGUGACGAUGGGACCAAAAGGCGACCUCAGGCAUAUUUUCAAGGCUUACAAUUGGCCUCACAUGCCGGUCAGGGUUUUCACAUACCUCAUUGGAAAAGACAAAUCUAACGCUGCGGAACUAUUUUGGAUCGCCUGCUCUAAUAAAGGUUAUUACGAGAAUAUAGACAAACCUGAAACAAUAAAAGAGAAGGUGCAGAAUUAUUUACGAGUCAUGUCGAGGCCUAUGGUCAUGUAUCAGUCUGACCACCCUAUACACUGGACGCCCGUCUACACAGGAGGGCAGACGAAUACUCUUGUGACUGAGGACAUCCGGGAAGGACAAUUGAUGACCACAGUCUCAACGCCGAUUUUUGAUAGGAGAAACGGUUCCGAGAGGACGGCCAAUCUGCUCGGAGUCGUCGGAACUGACAUCCCUAUCCAACAGAUCAAGAAGUUAGUGCCCCCCUACAAACUCGGAGUAAAUGGCUACUCGUUCAUUGUCAAUAAUAACGGGCACGUUCUCUACCAUCCGGAUCUGCGACCUUUCCUCGACAAAAACUUGUUUGUUGAAACCUUGAAACCAAAUUACAACAGUGUCGACCUUACGAGUGUCGAACUGCUUGAGGACGACAUAAAUCCAAGGGACAACAACAGUAUCCUAAAUGAUUUGAGAACCGAUAUGAUCAACCAGAGGGAAGGGGAGACUGAUCUGAAGGUGAAAGUGCACUACGAUGAAAUGAGGAGAGUAACGACACGUAGGCACAAAUAUUUUUAUCACCCAAUCGAGGGCACCCCUUUUACGCUCGGUUUGGCUUUGCCGGACGGUUACGGCCUUUAUGAAGUGCUAGCCGAGCAGGAGAUCAAGCUCAGUCAAAUCAACGUUACCGAGUACUUCAAAGGAAACAACUGGAGGGUGCACCCCGACUGGGUUUAUUGUGAGUACAAUUACGCAGGCGAGCAUAAUUUUUCCUCGCCUGAAGAGCAAGUGCUCCAUUUUCUUUCAAGAACCCGCAAACCCGGCUGGAAGUGGAUGUCCCUCCGGCCGAGGUCACCCACAGCCCGCGAACACGAACCAGCUCACGCCAACACGAAGAAAACGGAAAAGGACUCAUACUACUGUGAUAAAACACUCAUGCAGUCUCUGGUCUUCGAUGCAAUGGUAACUGACGGCCUGGAAAGGCCGGGCCCUUCAAAUUUAAAAGAAGAUAAACACCCAAUCGCCACUCUGAUGGCUCUACUAUACAGGCAAGGAUAUCAGAUGUUCGGAGAAACACUCUCUUUUAUAGCAACAAGGAGCGGUUUGAUUAGGUGGCAGGAACACGCUCUGAACGCUCAGGAUGAACAGUCUUUCGCUGCUGAAAACAGAUUGACAUUGGACGAAGUUUGGUUUAAAAGGGCGGUAGAUCAGCACACAAUCGAACCGGAGAGUUUUGUCUUCUCUGUUCCUUUCGAUGCAGGCUCAAAUGAAAAAACACUGGUAACAGCGACCCACGCAAUAUUUUUGGAACAUAAAGGGCAUAAAGCGCCAGCUGCAGUCGUCGGUUUACAGUUUCAACACUCGACCUUGUCCUCUCACUUCAGAAAUGUUACAUCAGCGUGUACUGGUAAUGGCUGCAAAAAAACCUGUGCCUCUGAAGAGCUGGACUGCUAUGUCCUGGACAAUAACGGUUUUAUAAUACUCUCUGAGAAGAAUGAGCAUACAGGCAUGUUCUUUGGACAGGCAGAUGGUACGAUAAUGGACUCACUCGUCCAAGACGGUAUUUACAAAAAAGUGCCUGUCAUGGACUACCAAGGCGCGUGCUCGGAUUCCAAGUCACACUACAGCGAUGCAUCAAAGGGAGCCAUGCCCUGGGAACCACUGCAUUGGAUCAUCCGUUGGUUUUUCACUCGACUCACUUGGCUCAUAGCCCAAAGCCAAGUUUACUAUCUGCUUCAGCCGAUUGCAGUUUCAGCACAAGAAGAAGCUGAUGUUCCUAUAUAUUCCGAUUAUGAAGGCAACAACUACGAUGGUCUAGAAGAAGAGAGCCCUCCUAUUAUACCGACCACCAAACCAUUGGAAAAAGAGACUUUGGACUUUGACGAGCAGCCUCAGGCACCCCAACAAUUGCCAGUCCCACCAGUGACAGCUCCAAGGCAGCCUGUGAACAGGACGACCAGCGCCAGGCCUUGCACCAAAAAAGUCGACUUAUACGUUCUCCAGCCUGGUAGAUUAAACAACAGCGGGCUUUUUAACCCGCUCAAGGGGAAAUUGACCAACUGUCACAUUACGGGAUGCGAAAGGCCGUUCAGUGUUCAAAAAAUACCUCACAGCAAUCUGAUACUGCUCGUUGUCGACACCCUUUGCCCAUGUGGCAGCAAACAACUUAGCAUUAGCGCGCAAGAGAUCAACACAGAAGAUGGAGGGGCACACACUUGCAGGCCCAGCGAACAAGGUUACUACAGAAGGCGGCCCCCAAAAUGCAUCAACUACCAUCCAGAAGAAAUAGAGAUUAAACAGUGUGGAAGAGGAGAAAUGACAAAGUCUUCGUUGGUCCUCGUCCUCAUCUCGGUAAUCACUUUGACUCAAUACACGUGAUUUUAGAUGGAAAUUUAACUAACGACUAAUUAUUGUUAAAACGUUGCUAGUAUUAUAGGAAUGAAAAUGCUUUUGUGACAAUGAUGAUUUAUUAAAAAGAAAUGUUUAUAGUUAUGGAAUUUUUCCGUUGGAAUCAUACAAAUUGUUUGGAUCGUUGAAAUGCAUUAUUUUAAAGCAACUGGAAACAUAUCAGUUAUUGUUAAACGUAUUCAAUACAUUCAUAUAAAUAUCAGGGAUAAUUGCUAUAUUUCUAUGCCGAUAAAUCAUUUGCUCUUGAUAUAUCAUUAGUUUGCAUUUCAGCAUAUAACUCAAGUGUGUUUCAAUUUAUUCAUAUCAUAUAAGGGAAAUUUUACAAUUUGAUAGGUUUCAAUUGUUUAUAAAAAGUUUUAAAAUUCAUAAAAUUAUAUUUAAUGUAAAUAAUUGCCGAUAUAAUGGUUGUGUAUGAUAAAACAUUUGUGGGGAAUUUUUUUUAAUUUAAAAUAAUGUCAACCUGAAGUAAUCGAAGAAUAUUUACCAAAGGAAAAACCAAAGUAAGUAAAAAGGGUAUGUCUCUAUUUUCUACGUGGUUAUUGAAUAUGAAGAGAAACGUUUUUUAGGGAGAAAAAACAAACUUUGGCUAUCUCGCAUAUCCUGGCACAUUUUUAAUGUGACAAAAAGAUGGGAGAUACUUGUUUUUAUAAUGAAAUUGUGGUAAAACGUAAAAUAAGUGAAUAUGACAAAUGUUUCACUUACAAAGAAACAAGGACUUUGUGAUUCUAAUUGCUGAGAUAAACUCAUAGAAUCUCAUUAUUGAAAACUACUUGUAUGUAAGAAUAAAUUUAUGCAAAGUUAUUUUGUUAA
Molecule: messenger RNA, 4640 nt
Organism: Cimex lectularius (bed bug)
Lineage: Eukaryota; Metazoa; Arthropoda; Insecta; Hemiptera; Cimicidae
Gene: stol
Product: voltage-dependent calcium channel subunit alpha-2/delta-4
Exons: 29
Coding region: 219-3800 (1193 amino acids)
Cellular component (GO): voltage-gated calcium channel complex
Molecular function (GO): voltage-gated calcium channel activity
Source: RefSeq, a predicted model, not a curated record